AUGAGGAGCAAUGAGGUGCUUUUGAACUGUGGCAUAACAAUGCCUGUCAUGGGUUUAGGCACUUAUUCCUCAGAAAAUGAUAGGGAGACAACAGAGCUAGCCAUCCAUAUGGCUCUCAAGAUGGGUUACAGGCAUUUUGAUACUGCAAAAAUAUAUGGUUCGGAGCCAGCUGUGGGCAAUGCUUUGACAGAGGCAAUCCUCCAUGGGAGAGUAGAGCGAGAAGACAUUUUUGUUACGUCUAAACUCUGGGGGAGUGAUCACCAUGAUCCCGUUUCUGCACUCAAGCAAACUCUGCUGAACAUGGGCAUGGAAUAUGUGGACAUGUAUCUGGUGCAUUGGCCAGUAAAGUUAAAGCCAUGGGCUUGUUAUGCAGUCCCAAAGGAAGAGGACUUUGAAGAAUUGGAGAUGGAGUCCACCUGGGCUGGGAUGGAGAAGUGCCUGGACAUGGGGUUGUGUAGGUGCAUUGGUGUGAGCAAUUUCUCCAGCAAGAAGAUAGAACAUCUGCUAAAUUUUGCUUCUGUUCCUCCAGCCGUCAAUCAGGUGGAAAUGCAUCCGAUGUGGAGGCAAAGCAAGCUCCGUGAGACAUGUGCAAGCCACAGAAUCCACGUAAGCGCCUACUCACCACUCGGUGGGCCCGGGAACAUAUGGGGAUCAACGGCUGUGGUUGAUAAUCCAAUCAUCCAAUCCAUUGCUCUUAAGCACAAAGCAACCCCAGCUCAGGUUGCUCUGAAAUGGGGAUUAUCGAAAGGAUCAAGCGUGAUCGUCAAGAGUUUUAAUCAAAAUCGGAUGAAGGAGAACAUGGGGUCCUUUGAUCUGAAGUUGGACGAUCAAGAUUUCAAUGACAUUGACAGGUUGGAGGAGUGGAAGAUCAUGAGAGGGGAGUUUCUUGUUAAUGAAACAACAAGCCCCUACAGGACAAUUCAGGAACUUUGGGAUGAUGAAAUUUAAGUAAAACUACAAGGUAGAACGACCCAUUUGAGAUGUACGAUUAAAAAAUCCACCCACCUUUUCUAUUUUUUAUUUUUCAUAUUUUCGGUUGUACAAGAAUGCUGAAAGGUGUCAGUAUUUAUUGAUGCUUAUGGUUCUUCAAGAGCAGAUAUAGAGGUCCAUUUUCAAGAGCCUGGAACCCUGGAUAAGUGUAUGUCUUUUUAUA
Juglans regia (Persian walnut) is the source of this 1153-nucleotide messenger RNA. RefSeq names its product NADPH-dependent aldo-keto reductase, chloroplastic-like. Gene Ontology annotation, cellular component: cytosol. The coding region runs from base 1 to 948 and encodes 315 amino acids. Lineage: Eukaryota; Viridiplantae; Streptophyta; Magnoliopsida; Fagales; Juglandaceae. Gene Ontology annotation, molecular function: aldose reductase (NADPH) activity. The record is from RefSeq and is a predicted model, not a curated record. The transcript has 5 exons.